AUGGGUGGUGAAAUGGAAAUAUCAGUGAUUUCAGCUGCUGAAGAACCUGUUGUGACACGUCCACUUUUUGCUUACUCUAAGAGAAAAAGGUUCUUAAGAUGCCUGAAGAAUACUUGGUAUUCCAUGGUACCAAGCAAAAGGAAGAUAAAUCUUUAUGUAACUCAACUUUUUGUGCUUCUUUCUCUUUCUGGUGCACUGUAUGGAGUUUUAUACAAAGAUAUUAUUCCUGGUACAGAAGCUUUUGCAUUGCUUUUGUUAGCUUUGCUGUCAUAUAUUGGAGGGAAAGUAUUUGGCUUCUUCUACUUGCCACCCUUGUUAGGCAUGCUAAUUGUUGGGUUUCUCUAUCGCAAUCUUACUUUUGUGAAGUAUUAUCCUGAUAUCGGCCAUAAAACAAUUUCAAGUAUCAGGGACAUUGCUCUGGUGAUCAUACUUCUUAGGGCUGGUCUAGGAUUGGAUGGGGAGAAAUUGAAAAAGCUUAAAAUGAUUGUUUUUAGAUUGACAUUUGUGCCUUGCAUAGUAGAAACUGCUUGUAUUGCUGUAUUUACUCAUCUCCUCUUGGACCUUCCAUGGAUUUGGGGUGUGAUGUUAGGAUUCAUAAUAUCAGCUAUAUCGCCUGCUGUUGUAUUGCCUAUUCUCUUAAAUUUAACGAGAAGAAAAUUUGGAGUUAGUAAAGGAAUUCCUACUCUAAUUAUUGCAGCGUCUUCAAUGGAUGACAUAUUAGCAAUUACUGGUUUUACUAUAUCGUUAAGCAUAGCUUUUUCAGAUGGUAAUUUAACUUUGACACUUAUAAAGGGGCCUCUAGAACCACUUGUAGGUUGUGCUGUUGGUGCUGUUUUUGGGGUUAUUUUCUGGUACUUGCCUAGUAAAGAAAGACAUCAGUCAUUUGUGAUUUACUACCAUGUCUUGCUGCUCUGUUUUGGAGGUAUAUCACUGAUGUUUCUGAGCAAGCGAGCUGGGAUACCUGGCUCUGGGGCACUUGGUUGCAUAAGUCUUGCAUUUGUAUCAGCCUUAAGAUGGCGAAAUGAGGAAGAGCAAUUUCAUGGAGUUGUUUCUGUUUAUGGAGUUCUUUGGGAGAUUUUACAACCAUUUAUGUUUUCCUUGAUUGGUGCUGAAAUUGCAUUCUCAACUCUCAAAAAUCAUGCUGGUUAUGGUGUCUUAGCUUUGUUCUUAGGCCUUUGCUGUAGGUCGGUUGUAACUGCGCUUGUUACAUGUGGAACAAAUUUAAAUAUAAAAGAAAAAAUAUUUAUUUGUUGUGCAUGGUUACCAAAAGCAACAGUUCAGGCUGCUGUUGGUUCUCAAGCGUUAGAUUAUGCUAGGCUUCAUAAUAAAGGUCAACGAUUUGAGGACUAUGGAAAACAGGUGCUUAAUAUUGCUGUGCUAUCUAUAGUGAUGACAGCACCAUUGGGCGCAGCUCUAACAACAUUAUUAGGCCCUUUGUUGCUUUCAAAAGAUGAUGAAACUGCUGUUCUGACGGAGGGAGGAAAAAGUGGAGCUGCAGCUGCAGAAACAGAAGCAAAAGAGCCUGUUAGCUUUGGUGCAUGUCACCAGUUGCAACCAUCUGAUAUCUUGCCGGGAAAAAAUACUGUAUAA
Messenger RNA from Uloborus diversus, 1590 nucleotides. Its product is annotated as sodium/hydrogen exchanger 9B2-like. Gene Ontology annotation, molecular function: antiporter activity. The transcript has 12 exons. Gene Ontology annotation, cellular component: membrane. Bases 1 to 1590 code for a protein of 529 amino acids. Gene Ontology annotation, biological process: proton transmembrane transport. Lineage: Eukaryota; Metazoa; Arthropoda; Arachnida; Araneae; Uloboridae. The record is from RefSeq and is a predicted model, not a curated record.